This is a messenger RNA of Polypterus senegalus (gray bichir), 951 nucleotides long. RefSeq lists its product as uncharacterized. The transcript is spliced from 4 exons. Lineage: Eukaryota; Metazoa; Chordata; Cladistia; Polypteriformes; Polypteridae. Gene Ontology annotation, molecular function: nucleic acid binding. The record is from RefSeq and is a predicted model, not a curated record. Bases 1 to 933 code for a protein of 310 amino acids.
AUGGUGCCUCAUGAUGGGGUUGCUCCUGUUGGGCUUUGUGAGGAGCAGGAGCAACCAAUUGCUCUGACAGUUAUUCUAUGUACACUGAAAGAAGAUAGUAAGAAAUGUGUGAAAGCUCUUGGAUUAAAAACUAUAAGAGGUAGAAGAGUGAUGCCAAAGAGAUGUACAGAAAAUCAAUGGCUAUGGGAGAUUAUAACAAAUGUGCCUUUAGAUGUGACCAUGGAUCAGAUUAAAAAUAAUUUAGUGGAAGGAAAUGCUGUGGAAGCCAAAUGUUUAAAGGGUUUUCAUAAAGGAGUUAAAACUGAUAGUGCAUUACAGUACAACUCCCAGAAGGGUUCUGUGCCAAGCUUUGCUUCUCUGACUCUUGCUAUCACUCCUCGACCAUAUGCAGGAGCCCUCCUGGAGCAGUCAGUCACUCCUGCUUUCCGGUAUUACAAAAAGGGACAUUUUGCUUCCAAACCACGGCCUAAACAUCCAUUGAAGGUCCAUGUCUGGGGAAUGAUUUCGAGAUAUGGAGCAGGGCCUAUUGUAAUUUUUGAAGGAAUUAUGGACAGACCGUUUUUCAAAAAUUCCAUCAUCAAAGCAGCUGCAGGACCAUAUAUACGAAAAUAUUUUGGAUCGCAUCAUCGCUUCUUCCAGGAUAACGAUCCAAAGCACACUGCUGCUGCAUCCUGCAUUGCGGCAGAGGGAAUCAACUGGGUGAAGACUCCGCCAGAGUCACCAGAUUUGAACCCUAUCGAGCUUGUCUGGCACUCCAUGAAAGACUUCAUCCGAAAAGAGGCAAAACCGGGCACAAAAGAAGAGCUCAUUCGUGCCAUUGAGGUAUUUUGGGAGACAAAAGUUACCCAAGACUUCUGCAGUACAUUAAUCACCGGACUUCAUAAUGUACUGAGAAUGAUAGUGAAAAACAAUGGGGGGCACAGUGGAAAAUGAACAAUCUUCAAAUCCCCA